Molecule: messenger RNA, 585 nt
Organism: Talaromyces marneffei
Lineage: Eukaryota; Fungi; Ascomycota; Eurotiomycetes; Eurotiales; Trichocomaceae
Exons: 1
Coding region: 1-585 (194 amino acids)
Biological process (GO): regulation of Ras protein signal transduction; regulation of proteolysis
Molecular function (GO): phospholipid binding; peptidase inhibitor activity
Source: RefSeq, a predicted model, not a curated record
AUGUCUGAUGUUUCCAAGCACACGGCUGUGCUUCAAGACUUGAAGAACGGCGCCAUUCGCACUCUGGGUGUGAGCAUCGGGCAAGUCACAAUUACACCCGGACUCAAAAUCGCGAAAGCAGGUGAGGACCGACUUUUCUCACUUGAAUUGAUUAAAUCUGACAAAAGCUCAUCAGAAACUCACCAAGCACCCAAAUUAACCGCGCCGUCGGACCUACCAAAAGACUCGUCUUACGCGGUGAUUUGCCUAGACCUGGAUGCACCAUUCAUAUCGUGGAAUUUCAUGAGUCCAAUCGCUCAUUUCAUACAAACCGACCUCAAAGCCAGCCAGGUAGAAGGAGGAGUUCUUGAGCUCAAAAGUGGUGAGCCUACGAUUGGACCAUGGGUUGGCGCUGGUCCUCCUCCGGGUGCGCAGCCUCACCGUUAUGUCUUCUACCUCUAUGAACAGAAGGGGACCGAUUCGUCCAUUGCCUCGAAGAUUAAGCCGUUCAGCACUACGCAGCGCUUUCGGGUUGAUUUUGAUGCUUUAGUGAAAAAAUUAGGAUUAGGGGAGAUUAUUGCGGUAAAUUACUUUGUUUCAAACUAG